GCAGCCGCUCCAGUCCCACUGAGCGGAGACAUGUCGCGGCUGCUCUGCUGGGGAGACAGCGCCAGCGGACAGUUCGGUCCCCGGGACGCCCUGAGUCCGGCUUCGUGGACGGUGCCCGGGGUCAUUACCCAGAUCUGCUGCGGGGACCAGUGCACUUUAUUCCUCACCGGGAACGGAGGCGUUUUGUCCUGUGGACACAACUCGCGGGGACAACUUGGACGAAAGACGGCGAAUAAGGAUGGAAAGACGCCAGGUCGGGUGGAGGGGCUGGGCAAAGUGGUCUUCAUAGCCUGCGGUCAGGACCACUGCCUGGCUGUGUGUGCAUCUGGACAGGUGUUCUCCUGGGGGGCCGGAGACGGCGGAAAGCGAGGCGUUUCACCAAAUCUUCUCUGCAACAAACUGAGUCGGGUGACGAUGCCUCUGCCGAUACCGGUGAUUCAAGUUGCUUGUGGGAGCUCCCACUCCCUGGCGCUAACUAAAGGAGGCGACGUCUUCUCUUGGGGCUUGAACAGUCACGGUCAGCUGGGCCUGGGGAAGGAGGUUCCGCUGCAGCUCGUACCAGACCUGGUCUGCGCUCUGGUCGGCGUGGCGGUCACCCAGAUUUCGGCCGGAGCGUCCCACACUCUGUUCCUCACGCUCCCAGGCCUGGUGUACUGCUGUGGGGCCAAUCAAUCUGGCCAGCUGGGGCUCAACAGGGUGGAUGAGAAGGGCAGGUUCAACAUCUGUAUGGUACCUGCCCUGAGGCCUCUGGGUGUCUCCUUCAUAAGCUGUGGAGAGGCGCACUCCGCUGUGUUAACACAGGAGGGCGAGGUUUUCACUUUUGGAGAGGGAAGCUGCGGUCAGCUCGGUCACGACUCCUCUGCUGAUGAAGUGACUCCCCGGCUGGUCGACCGUCUCGACGGAUCCGCCUCUCAGAUUUCAUGUGGCAGACGUCACACUCUGGUUUUGGGCACCUCUGGCCAGCUGUGGGCUUUUGGCAAUGGAUCCAAAGGUCAAAUGGGGACUGGAAGGCCAGAGGACAGUCUAACCCCCACUCUGGUACAAUUGCCAUGGACCACUGACAGCGCAGCCGCCGUACCCACAGACUUGCAAAUAUCAGCUGGGUGGAACACAAACUUCACUUUCACUUUGCCGACACAGAGCGUGGACCGGGGACAGAUAACCGGGCGUCUUGAUGAAGCAAAACUGCAAAAAUGGCUGUUGAUGAGACAUGGCAACGCAGAGGCAAAGAGAGAAAUAUCUUCAAUGUUUCUGACGAGUUCCAGUCUGGUUGCAAGUUUCACAAAGUCUGCCGGGCCUCCGUCCGCGGCAGACGUCUUAUCUGUGGACCUCGACGCAGCCGCCAGAGCGUUCGACCUGCUGCUGGCAACACCAUGGAUCAAACAACACGUCCAGUUUAAUUACCUGCUUGAGUUGCUUUUUGCAUCAAGAACUGCCCUAAAAUCCCCGGAGAUCCUCUUGGUUCUGCUGACGUGUCGCCUUUUCCAAGAGGACUCCAGUGUGAUGACUGUCGUGUUGCCGCUGGCGAUCAUCAUCGCAGAUCUGCAAGAGAAGACUCUGGAAAUACUGAGACGCAAGUGGUCUUCCCUGAAACCCGCCACACUAAUGAGACACAUUGUGGUGUUCAGAAAGGCCCUCGCCUUCAUGCUGAGAAAUGGACUCCUGGCGACUCACAACCCCGGAGUCAAAUACCUGCUGGAAGUCCUCAAGCUGCUCUACAAAGCAAACAAAACUGGAAAGUCUUACAAAGUCCCACUGAGCACCUUUUAUGUGGAUGAAAUCUGUACAAAUGUCAACGCAUUCCAGGAUGUCCCUCUUUGGACUCAGUUUAAGACCGAGGAGGACGAUGACGACAACAGACCCGCCAUUUUCUGCCGCUACCCGUUCCUGCUCCCCCUGGUUUACAAGGCGGCGGCCUUUAACAUCUUUGCAAGCAUUGUGAAGGAAGCAGAACGUAUCGCUUAUCGCAUGGCCUCGGGCUGUCCUGAGACGUUGCCGUUGGCUGUGUCAGAAUCGGCGGCCCCGGUCUUCCAGCUCACCCUGAGACGAACUCACCUGGUCGAGGACACCUUCAGGCAGCUCGCGGCCGCCGACCACUGCGCUUUCAAAAGGGAGCUCUUGGUGUUAUUUGCUGACGACCGGAAGUUGAUGAACGUCAACAAACGAGACUUCUUCCUGCACGUGUUUGAGGAUCUGACGGCUCCUGAGUCUGACAUGAUCAUGUACAAUGAGAGCAACACUCUGGCUUGGUUUCCUCCCAAGCCAAAGGUUGAGGAGAAGACUUACUUCCUGUUUGGCGUUCUGUGUGGACUGGCUCUCUACAACCACAACAUCAUCCACAUGCCAUUCCCGCUGGUCCUCUUCAAGAAGCUGCUCAAAGUCAAACCCUCACUGGACGACAUGAAGGAGUUUGAACCUGUCAUGGCAGAGUCUUGGAGGUGCAUGUUGGACUACACCCCCGAUGAAGUCGAAGCGAUGGAGCUUCCUUUCGCUAUGCCCUGGGGGGGUGAAGACGUUGAGCUUGAUCCAACGGAACCUGGAAAACUUGUCACGGGGACAAACAAGAGAGAGUUCGUAGACGCCUGCAUCAACUAUGCCUUCAACAAAUCCGUGGAGGGAGUGUUUGAAGCGUUUAAGAAGGGCUUCUUCAAGGUGUGUGACAUCGAUGUGGUGGAGUUCUUUCAGCCCGAGGAGUUGCAAUCAGUGACGGUGGGCCAAGAAAACUACGACUGGGAGGUGUUAAAGCAGAACACUGUUUAUGAAGGAGAAUACCACGACCUCCAUCCAACCAUCGUGACCUUCUGGGAGGUGUUUGAGGACCUGACAGCAGAGGAAAAGAAAAAGUUCCUUUUGUUCGUCACAGGAUGCGACCGGGUCCCCUUCCUGGGAAUGGAGAGCAUCAAGAUGCGAGUCGCUGUCCUCCCCAACUCCUCCGAGAUCCACCUGCCAGAAUCCCUCACCUGCCACUGCCUGCUCUUACUGCCCAUGUACCAGAGGUACCCGGUGGAGAGGACGAUGAAGACCCGGCUUCUCAGGGCUAUUAAUCACAACAGAGGCUUCUGGAAGAACGUAGAUACUACAGAAUGAAGUCCCUCAGCUUUCAAUAUAUAUAUAUAUAUAGUCAUAUAUUUUAACAAUUAUAGAGAAAAGAGACAGGGUUUGUGUGAUGAAGGAAAACACAAAAUGAAUAACCUAUUGAACCCACAAUAUACUUUUCUUCAAUACUGGCUUGAAAGUUAUUUUAUUUAUUCAUUUCUAACCACAUGUCAUUGUCAAUGUAAUAGAGUGGACUGAAAGCUUAGAACUGACAGUGAGGAAUUGUUUACUUUUUCCACGAUAUUUAAAAAAAAACUGUUGCAAUGAGAUGCUGCAAAUUCAGGAUUUCUAUUUAAAUGAGCACUCAAUCAAUCAAAAUAAUUGGAAAAAUGUUUUAUUGGCAAUUGUGUAUGAAAAUCGUCAAUGAUUAUUACAUUUGGGUGAAAAUGUAAAUUCUUGAAUUUUGAAAAGCUUCCAGACUUAAUUUAAAUAAAUGUGAUUCCACCCUGGUUUGAUCUGA
Gasterosteus aculeatus aculeatus (three-spined stickleback) is the source of this 3556-nucleotide messenger RNA. Lineage: Eukaryota; Metazoa; Chordata; Actinopteri; Perciformes; Gasterosteidae. The record is from RefSeq and is a predicted model, not a curated record.